Molecule: messenger RNA, 1447 nt
Organism: Rhododendron vialii
Lineage: Eukaryota; Viridiplantae; Streptophyta; Magnoliopsida; Ericales; Ericaceae
Product: F-box protein At4g18380-like
Exons: 1
Coding region: 166-1320 (384 amino acids)
Molecular function (GO): protein binding
Source: RefSeq, a predicted model, not a curated record
AUCCGCGUUUCUCUCUCUCUCUCUCUCUCUCUAUAUAUAUGCGGAACUUUCCUGCUUAAACCGCCGAAAGUCCUCAAAAUCCCACCUUUAAAACGUCCUCAGCUUUUCUUCCUCUCAAUUUCUACAUCAUCAUUCAAACUUCAAACGGAAGGAAGAAAAAAAGAGAUGGCUUUCCAAGAAAAUGAAGAAACCGAUCAGUUCGAUCGCUUGCCCGACGCCAUUCUCCGCGUCAUCUUCAACAAACUGCGGGACGCCCGUUCCCUCACCCGAUCCAUGUCCGUCUGCAAGCGCUUCGCCGAAAUAAUCCCCGAGAACGACACCGUCUCCCUCACGAUCCCUCGCAGAAUCGCCCUCAAACGACAACCACAGCCGUGCAACGACUUGGUCGCCACGAAGUCGAGCUGCUCCGGCUCUCGCCGCGAAUCAGGAGGAUCUCCGACUGAUUCGAAAAGUGUUUUCAAGAGUUUGAUUCAUAGAAUCGUGACGACGCCGAUCCGAUUCAUUCUUCGUGGUAUUUUCUCUUCGAAAUCCUCUCGAUUUGGUAAUGAUGAUGGGGCCGAUUGUCCAUUCUACUCGCCUAAUGAGGUUUUGAAGAAUUUUAAAGAAAUCCAGUCGCUGCGAAUUGAGAUUCCGACAGGCGAGAUCGGAUCGGGCGGCCGAGAUUCGUUGCUGAGGUGGAGAGCGGAGUUCGGGAGCGAGCUCCAGAGCUGCGUGAUUUUCGGAGCCAAAUCUCUCCGCAGGACGUCUCGAAACCCUAACGACGGCAAAGGAAUCGACGAGCAAGGACAGCUACAACGAAAUCGAUCGGAAGAUGAGGUUUUGAUCGGUGACGACGAGCUGAAGUUGAGGAUCGUGUGGGCGAUAUCGUGCUUGAUUUCCGCGUCGGCGAGGCAUUACUUGUUGCAGCGAGUGGUUUCGGAGCAUUUGAUGGUGAGGAGAGUGGUGAUCGGGGACGGGAGCAAGCAGGGGAUGGUGAGGAUGGAGAGAGAGCAGAUUGAGGAGUUGAGGAAGAAUGUGGAUUUGGAGGCGGAGGCGGAGAGGAGGCCGGUGCCGGCUUUGAAUAUGAAGCUGUGGUAUGUGAAGGAGUUGGAGGUGAGGGAGGGGUGGGUGGUGGAGGGGGCGACGGUGCUCGUGAUUAGGCCGGCGGAGGAGGGGGAGAAGAAGAAGGCGAAGGAGGAGAGAGAUUGUGAUUUGGUGUCUAGGGUUUGGAAUGGUGGUGGUGAGGAGGAGGAGGAGGCGGAGGAGAGGGUGGUUGGUGAGGCUGUGAGGGAAAUGAUGAAGAAGAAGAGGGCUUGUACUCUGGAAAUGAACUCAUUUUGAGUUGUUCUGAGUUUGUUGAAUGUAAAUUGGUUUUUGAUUUUGACAUUUUGGUUGUUUGUUUCACACAUUGUAAAUUCUAAAUGAGACCAAUUAAGUAAACAAAAUACUACUCCAUAGCUUUUCAAUA